Metopolophium dirhodum (rose-grain aphid) is the source of this 765-nucleotide messenger RNA. RefSeq lists its product as uncharacterized. Bases 1 to 765 code for a protein of 254 amino acids. The record is from RefSeq and is a predicted model, not a curated record. The transcript is spliced from 3 exons. Lineage: Eukaryota; Metazoa; Arthropoda; Insecta; Hemiptera; Aphididae. Gene Ontology annotation, molecular function: nucleic acid binding.
AUGGCUGUCAAAGCCGUUCAUCUGGAGCUCGUUCUUGAGCUAUCUACUGACGCAUUUUUAGCGGCGUUCGAUAGGUUUAUAGCUCGUCGUGGUCUGCCUCAAGAAAUCUUUUCUGACUGCGGUACCAACUUUGUUGGCGCGUCAAAACGGCUAUCCAUACUGGUCAAUCAUCCAGAAAAUCGUGACCGGUUGACAGCUCGCGCUCCUUGUUCUUGGAACUUUAACCCCCCAGCAGCACCACAUUUUGGAGGUCUCUGGGAAGCCGCCGUACGUUCAACCAAAACUCUGUUGUCUAGGUUCUGUCGAAUCGAAGCUGUCCUCAACUCACGACCGCUCACGCCAAUGUCUUCGUCCCCAUUGGACUUAGACUAUUUGACACCAGGUCAUUUUCUGAUUGGCCGGCCGUUGCUGUCCGUGCCAGAUCUGCCGAUGCCAGAGACAGCUAGCAAGUCGGUUCCUCGUUGGAAGCUUCUCCACCAGUGCCAUCAGGCGUUCUGGCGUCGGUGGUCCGCCGAAUAUUUAUGCUCUCUGCAAGUACGCAACAAAUGGACUAAGAGCAGCCCCAACCUCAAAAUAGGCGAUAUGGUCGUAGUGAAAGACAAACAGCUGGCCCCCACCCACUGGCGCUUAGGACGCAUACUAAGUGUCAACCCAGGCGUUGACGGUGUAGUUCGUGUAGUCCGAUUGUUAACUUCACAAGGGGAGUUAACUAGACCUGUGGUUAAUUGCUUGCGAUUAGCUGUUUUACCAAGUUGUGUUUUGUAG